Molecule: messenger RNA, 333 nt
Organism: Dovyalis caffra
Lineage: Eukaryota; Viridiplantae; Streptophyta; Magnoliopsida; Malpighiales; Salicaceae
Source: the annotation of a GenBank genome assembly
AUGUUGGAAGCUUAUGCAGGGAUGAAAACAGACCAGGGCAGGAAAACCAAUAUUUGCAAAGGAAAGAAGGGAAGUAGAAAGGGAUGGGAUCCUAUGUUUCCCAUGAACACCAAUAAUUUGAUGCUUGACCAUUCAAACCAUGAUAAUGGAGAGAUGAUCAGAAAGACCGAGGAAGGAAAAUUCCUUCGGAGGCGGUCAUUAACAUAUAAGUUGAUUUUUGGUGGGGGAACUAGCGUGGGGCAUGAAACCAUGGAGCCAUUUGGUUGUGGAUUCUCCAACAAAAACAUCCACGCUUGGAAAGCUAGAAACAAUACCCACUCCAACCCGCACUAA